This is a messenger RNA of Pezoporus flaviventris, 1133 nucleotides long. RefSeq names its product FCF1 rRNA-processing protein (gene FCF1). Gene Ontology annotation, cellular component: nucleolus; small-subunit processome. The record is from RefSeq and is a predicted model, not a curated record. The coding region runs from base 65 to 625 and encodes 186 amino acids. The transcript is spliced from 7 exons. NCBI's taxonomy places the organism in Eukaryota, Metazoa, Chordata, Aves, Psittaciformes, Psittacidae.
UAAGUGUGGCUGCCUGUCUGUCUCGUUGCAGGGGAAGCAGAAGAAGGCGCGGAAGUACGCGGUCAUGAAACGCAUGAUCAGCCUCCGGGACCAGCGCAUCAACGAGAAGGAGCGGGCGAAAGCCCGCGUGAAGAAGAAGGAGGACCCGAGUGCCAUCAAGGAGCGGGAGGUCCCACAGCAUCCCUCUUGCUUGUUCUUCCAAUAUAAUACACAGUUGGGGCCGCCUUAUCACAUCCUGGUUGACACAAACUUCAUCAACUUCUCCAUCAAGGCCAAGCUGGACCUGGUGCAGUCAAUGAUGGAUUGUCUUUAUGCCAAGUGUAUUCCAUGUAUCACAGAUUGUGUAAUGGGUGAAAUUGAGAAGUUAGGACAAAAGUACCGUGUGGCAUUAAGAAUUGCCAAGGACCCUCGGUUUGAACGCUUGCCAUGUAUGCACAAAGGAACCUAUGCAGAUGACUGCUUGGUACAGAGGGUCACUCAGCACAAGUGCUACAUUGUGGCCACAGUGGAUAAAGAGCUCAAGCGGAGAAUACGAAAAAUCCCAGGCGUGCCUAUAAUGUACAUUUCCAGGCACAGAUACAAUAUUGAGAGGAUGCCAGAUGAUUACGGAGCUCCUCGCUUCUAACCUGUCCAGCCAAGCCAUCAAAGUCAGGGCUGUAAGCAAGGAUAAAGGUUCUUCUGAUUCCAAGCCUCCUGCUUUCUUUUUUACUGGGACUCUACUCAUAGGACUGUGGGUGACAUUGGCCUGACUUCAUAUCCUUGAUCUUCUAAGAAAAAGCUACUUGGAAGAGUCUGGUUUUAUUCAUCCUUGUUCUGACUUGGACUGAUUACCUAUGGCUCGGAGAAGCAUAUGGAAAACAGAGCACGGCAGUGCCCAGAACAUGCCUCACAUCCUCUUCACUGGCAUCAAUAGAAAAAGUGAUUUCUACAUUCCAAAUUAAGUAUUACUGUUGCAAGUCUGGCUGAGAAUGCUGUACCUACAGCAGGAAAAUUAUUCUUCUGGAGAAGAGACAUCAAAUCUGCACCCAUUGUCAUGCCUCCUUCUAGUGGUCUAGAAGAUUUUAAUUCAGAAUUGGAGGGAUUUAAUUCAGCUGUACAAUGAAUGAAGUUUGGUUCAGUGUCCUGCUCAGUCA